AGUCUGCACAUGCGCAGUGACAACAUCGACCGGAUCGCCCAAAGUCUGCACAUGCGCAGUGACAACAUCGACCGGAUCGCCCCAAGUCUGCACAUGCGCAGUGACAACAUCGACCGCAUCGCCCCAAGUCUUCACAUGCGCAGUGACAACAUCGACCGGAUCGCCCCAAGUCUUCACAUGCGCAGUGACAACAUCAACCGGAUCGCAACAAGUCUGCACUCGCGCAGUGACAACAUCGACCGGGUCGCCCAAAGUCUGCACAUGCGCAGUGACAACAUUGACCGGAUCGCCCCAAGUCUGCACAUGCGCAGUGACAACAUUGACCGGAUCGCCCCAAGUCUGCACAUGCGUAGUGACACAAACACCAUCCAGUCGGCCGAACGCCGCAGUUUUCAGUUUCCGGAACAACGAAAACGUGUCCAACUCGGAGGUGCAGUACCUAAUACAGACUUAACUCGACGUUCCCGUACGAAGUAUCCAGUCGAUCCCCUCGAUAUCCGGUCGGCACGACCCGGGGUCAACUCCCGCUGGGUCGUCGAAAAUUUGUACUACAGCGGAUAUGGCAAAAGCUAUACAGUCGGGGCUUCAAGUGGGCACGGACCGGCUGGAGUUCUACCCGCAUGAUGACGUCACUAGACGCGAAACCGCGGCCUAUAGAAACUACAUGGAGGUUGUUAACGCUCAUGCAGUGAUAGCGGCGUCUGCUGAUAACGCAGUGCGCGGGAAACUUUAAAACGGAGUUUCCAGCGGUCGA
Molecule: messenger RNA, 754 nt
Organism: Dreissena polymorpha
Lineage: Eukaryota; Metazoa; Mollusca; Bivalvia; Myida; Dreissenidae
Exons: 2
Coding region: 10-624 (204 amino acids)
Source: RefSeq, a predicted model, not a curated record